AUGGUAGGUUCUGAACACAUGCCUCUUCUGUGUACUAUCAAAAAUGUUGAAAAGCCAAACAAAGCUCCAUUCAGAUUCCAAAACAUGUGGACUCUACAUCGUCAAUUUUUUGAAGAAGUUGAUAAGGUUUGGAGGGCUGAAGAUGAGGCAUCUAAGAAGAUUAACCAGAAAGAUACUCCAGUCAUAGAAGUCCCUGAUAAGAAAGACAUAGCUGAGAUGAAACUCCUAUUGGAAGAUGAAUGGAAAACACAGAAAUCUAAGAAGAAGAAAAAGCUCAGCCUUCUUCAUCUAAAAACAAGCAAAGCUUUGAGGAAAUGGGGUUGGGAGACUUUUGAGAAUGUUUUUUCCAACGCCUUAUCUGCUGACAAGGAAGUUGAGAAACUAGAGGCAGCUGUUCAAAAUAAUACUGCCAUUGAGACUGAUUUGCUUAGUGCCCAGACUAAUCUGCUUAAUGCUAUUGUCAUACAAGAUAUGCUACUCAAACAAAAGUCAUAUAUUAACAUCUUUACUGAAGGUGACAGAAACACAAAGUUCUACCAUGCUUAUAUAAGUUACAAGAGGAAGUGCAAUACCAUACACUCCACUGAGGGCAGAUGGAUUAAUGAAAAUGAAUUUAUUGCUUUGGAUGUUGUUAAGUACUACAGUUCCCAACUGAACUCUUUAGUUGAUUUAAAUAUUGACUAUGAAGACUACUUUCUUGAAGAAUUAAAUUACACUAAUCAACUCAAUCUCACUGAACCCCCUUCUGAUGAGGAAAUUUGGGAUGCCUUAAAAACAAUUGACAGCUCUAAAGCAGGUAACGCUGAUGGUUUUACUGCUGACUUAUACAAAAAAGCUUGGCACAUUAUAAAGAAGGGGGUAUUUGAGGCAAUCAGGAGCUUCUUCAGGGAGGUCAAUCUCCCUAGCUAUUUUGGAGACACUUCUAUUGUGUUAAUCCCUAAAGGUGAUCUACAGAAGACUUGGGAACACUACAGCCCUAUCAGCCUCACAUCUGUCAUAAGUAAACUCAUAAGCAAGAUCAUAGUUAGAAGACUCCAACCUCAUCUUGACAGGAUUAUCUGCCCAAACCAGACAGGACUGCAUUAG
This is a messenger RNA of Phalaenopsis equestris, 1086 nucleotides long. RefSeq lists its product as uncharacterized. The transcript has 3 exons. NCBI's taxonomy places the organism in Eukaryota, Viridiplantae, Streptophyta, Magnoliopsida, Asparagales, Orchidaceae. The record is from RefSeq and is a predicted model, not a curated record. Bases 1 to 1086 code for a protein of 361 amino acids.